Molecule: messenger RNA, 1665 nt
Organism: Hibiscus syriacus
Lineage: Eukaryota; Viridiplantae; Streptophyta; Magnoliopsida; Malvales; Malvaceae
Product: polyvinylalcohol dehydrogenase-like
Exons: 4
Coding region: 46-1629 (527 amino acids)
Source: RefSeq, a predicted model, not a curated record
UCUCAUUACUGUACAAUAAAUUAAGCAACAUAAAAUUCAAGUUCAAUGGAGUUGGUUCUCUUACUAUGCAUACUUUUAUUGCUGGUUUCUGCACCUACAGCUGAUUCAAAUGGUUGGUUAAGCCAUGGUGGAGACAUACUGAACAGGAGAUAUGCCGACGAGGAAAGCAAGAUAAGCCCAGAAACAGUUUCGAAUCUGAGAUUGAAAUGGAAAUUCAAUGCCGGGAGAGACAUCACCGCGACACCGUCGGUUUUGGACGGAGCAAUUUAUUUCCCGAGUUGGGAUGGAUAUCUCUAUGCCGUGAACGAAUCCGAUGGAUCUCUUAUUUGGAAACAGAACUUGCAGCAGUUGACUGGCUUUAAUUCCACUGGACUUAUAUCCAAUGUUAGUGUCAUAGUUUCAAGAACAACGCCCGCCAUUGCGGAUGAUUUGGUCAUCGUUGGGAUCUGUGGACCGGCUUCUGUUGUUGCAGUGAAGCGAUCCAGUGGGGAGCUUGUUUGGUCAACCCUGCUUGAUGGAAACCCGGCCGGUUGCAUCACCAUGUCUGGAACUUACUACAAGGGGAAUUUCUACGUUGGCACAUCUUCACUAGAAGAAGUGCUAAGCCUUGACAAAUGCUGCACAUUUCGAGGAAGCUUCGUCAAACUCGACGGAAAAACCGGAAAAAUCUUGUGGCAGACCUUCAUGUUACCCGAAAACUUCGGCAACCGUGGCGAAUACGCCGGGGCUGCCAUCUGGGGCAGCAGCCCGCCAAUCGACACCAAGAGGAGCCUCGUCUACAUUGCCACCGGGAACCUCUACUCGGUUCCCCAAAACAUAUCCGAUUGCCAAGAGAGAGAAAACAAUCAAACCCAAAUUCCUCCAACGCAUUCGGAUGAAUGCAUCGAGCCCGAUAAUCACUCAGAAUCAUUCGUGGCCCUUGAUUUGGACACUGGAAACAUCAAGUGGUUCCAUCAGCUCGGGGGCUAUGAUGUUUGGUUUUUCGCCUGUAGUAAUCUUUCAGUUCCUGAUUGUCCUCCGGGACCAAACCCCGAUGCUGAUUUCGGCGAAGCACCGAUGAUGAUAACCAUAGACGUGAAUGGAACUGAGAAAGACAUCGUUGUUGCAGUCCAAAAAAGUGGAUUUGCAUGGGCAUUGGAUCGUGAUGAUGGCAAUAUUAUAUGGUUUACGGAAGCCGGACCUGGUGGUGUCGCCGGAGGCGGAACAUGGGGAGCCGCCACAGAUGAAAAGAGGGUUUACACAAACAUAGCAAACUCCGAUCGUAAAAACUUCACUCUGAAACCAUCUACAAGGAACGCCGCUGCCGGCGGAUGGGUGGCGAUGGAUUCUAAAAACGGUGAAAUCCUUUGGUCGACAGGCGACCCUAGCAAUGGCACUGUCACUGGGCCUGUGACGGUGGCUAAUGGGGUCCUAUUUGGUGGUUCGACGCAUAAAGAAGGACCUAUUUAUGCAAUGGAUGGUAAGAGUGGGGAAAUUCUGUGGUCAUAUAACACAGGAGCAACUGUUUUUGGUGGGAUGUCAGUUAGCGAUGGGUGCGUUUUCGUUGGCCAUGGAUAUAGGGUUGGUUUUGGAACCCUCAACCCCAACAACACAGCUGGAAACUCACUCUUCGCAUUUUGUAUCUCUUAAGUCCUCACUCGGACAUUAAUAGUGUAGGGGUUUUGU